Molecule: messenger RNA, 4202 nt
Organism: Blastomyces dermatitidis ER-3
Lineage: Eukaryota; Fungi; Ascomycota; Eurotiomycetes; Onygenales; Ajellomycetaceae
Product: cell division control protein
Exons: 8
Coding region: 604-3438 (944 amino acids)
Biological process (GO): cytoskeleton organization
Cellular component (GO): plasma membrane; cell division site; cytoplasmic side of plasma membrane
Molecular function (GO): protein binding; phospholipid binding
Source: RefSeq, a predicted model, not a curated record
CGCAUACAAAAAAAACAUCUACGGUGAGCCACGAUAACUUGAUUACAUGGAAUCUCCAUCUACAGCUUCUAGAGUACAUUAAAGAAUAUCCAUCUUAACACUUAUCCCAGCUUCUCGGUAUUGUCAGUCUGAGUUAUGGGGUCGAAGUAGCUCAGAGACAUUUCAAUCAAUCACGUGAUUGGAUUUAUGGAUUUUAAUCUAUUGAGUUUGGCUGUUGGGAGAUGAGGCUUGGCGUAAAUAUUCAAUCAAUGCCUUUCUCGAUCAAACCGGACUUUAUAAGCUUCGUUGCGGGAGAAGAAAAACCUGGGAUCUGUCGUUGCCCCGAGAAACCACCGCAUCCAGGGAUGGAUGGGAUGUAAACAACUCUUGUCAUUGCGACGGCAGCAACAGCCAGGGUCGAUCACCUUCUUCUCCUCUCCAACUGCACCUUUUUCCAAGAUGUCAUCUUUUUGUUUUUAAGGAGCGGUAGUCUCUCUCAUUUCUUUGGCUUCUGCAGGAAUAACUCUUUUUGUGCUGCCGCUGGUCCAUGCUGGGCGGAUCAGGCCCAUCUUUCUAUUCCAAACAAAGCCUGCUGGUAUUUGGCUUUGUCCAGAACUGCUCACAAUGCCUGGACCUGUCUCAGAAGCCCCGAGCGUGUCUUUGUCCUUUGCGAAUAAUUUUUGGGGUAAAGAUGACGCAGGCGUUUCCCCAAUGCUAGAGCGCGUUCACAAUGCCAAAACUACGUGCGAUGAACUGAAAGCCUUCUACAGCACCCGCGCUGCCAUAGAGGAUGAAUACGCAAGAAAGCUCCUGAUAUUAUGCAGAAAAGCUCUCGGUUCUAGUGAGUCCGGGACGUUGCGCGCCUCACUUGAUACCGUUCGCGCAGAGACAGAAGCGAUUGGCAAGACACAUGCAGCUAUUGCUUCUCAGAUGAAAAGUGAGUUAGAAGAACCAUUAGCUGCUUUUGCUGGUGGUAUGAAAGAACGCCGUAAGAUUGUACAGAAUGGCAUUGAAAAGCUUCUCAAAACCAAAAUACAGCAAAUGCAUGCUGUCAACAAGUCACGAGACCGCUAUGAACAAGACUGUCUCCGGAUCAAAGGUUACUUGGCCCAAGGACACAUGGUCAUGGGACAGGAAGAACGCAAGAACAAGGCAAAACUGGAGAAGACGCAGAUACAACUAGCUUCCAAUAGCAGCGAGUACGAAGCUGCUAUAAAAGUACUCGAGGAAACAACCGGCCGCUGGAAUAAAGAGUGGAAGGCUGCUUGCGAUAAAUUUCAAGAUUUGGAAGAAGAAAGGCUAGAUUUUACUAAGAGUAGUCUAUGGAAUUAUGCAAAUAUUGCUUCGACUGCGUGCGUUAGCGACGAUGCUUCCUGUGAAAGAAUCCGGGUAUCUCUUGAGAGUUGUGAGGUAGAAAAGGAUAUCAGCACAUUCAUAAUGGAGAGGGGGACAGGACAGGAAAUCCCUGAUCCGCCCAAGUAUAUUAAUUUUUGCCGCGGAGACCUUAACGAUACCUCCUCAGAAACAUCCGAAGAAGAGAGCUAUUCGGUUGCACAGUUCCAGCGAACCAUUAAUCCAGCAUACAGAAGCUCUUCACCCGCACCUUCUAGUCAUGAAUCUCAUCAUGAACCCCAGGCAAACCUCGUGACAAGGCAAGUGGCACAUCCUGAUUCGUCCACACCGGCAAGCAGAGAAUCUACUGUGACCCCACAGCGAACACAGAAGCCACAGAGCUCACAGCAGCAGCAGCAGCAGCAACAACAACAACAACAACAACAACAAUUACAACAACAGCAGCCGCCUCCUCCUCUUGAUCUCCGACGUGGAGGACAAGUUCCACCUAAUUAUCAGCCCAACCACCAUGGUGAUAUCCCAAACGUGCCUCACAAUGAGUAUCCUACCGACGGAAUGACAAUGUUCUGCAGAACCGGGCCACCUUCUGAAAGAAGCAGUGGAACCAGUGCCAAUCGGCCAUCUAGCAGAGACUCUCAUAGUGACAUCUCCAACCCAACUUCGUUCUCCAGUAUGGAGCCACCCAGUGCCAAACAAUCCCCUAAGAAACCAGUUAACGGCACUGCUCUUCCCGGGAUGGUUGCUAGUAAACAAGUCCAGAAAAAGAGGAGUGGAUUUUUCAGCAACAGUCCUUUCCGGAGAAAGAGUAAGCAUGAUAAGGAGCGUCAAGUUACGGCUCCUACGAACCGUAGCACUUGGUCUGCACCACCGCAAAAACAAACAAGCCCGAUUAGGCCAAAAUAUGAAAAGCCAAAAUAUGAUGUUGGUCGCCCUUCAGGAACCCCUGAACCCGUUGACCCAAGAGCCAAUUUCCAGCUAAACAUUGGCAAUAAUGUUUUCGACGUUGCUUCGCCAGAUGGCGCUCCUCCUGCGGCCACAAAUGCAACUAAAGACGGAGAUGACCUGGACCCCAUAGCCCAAGCCCUUGCCGAUCUCAAAGGAGUGGGGAAACAGUCAUCAGUUCGCGUCUCAGCUGAUCGGUAUCAUGGAAUUACGACACCGGUCCCUCCAAGUGUCGCCUCUAGCAGCAUAGUAGAUGGGAAUAUCGCUGCUGCCCAGCGUGGCACUCCGCCUCCAGCAUACAAUGAUCAAUCAGUGAAGCGACUUGGUGCUCCCCAGCCAGCAUUUACCUCAGCCCAGAUGCAGAAAACUACCCGUAAUUAUGUUGGACAAACGCAGGAGAUGUUCAACAACAACUCUACCCGGACGAACCAGGCUGAAAAUAGAGUCAAUCAGGCAAUUCCCCGAGCUAUAUCCCCUGCACCACGAAGAAGCCUAAGCCCCCAGCCUCCCCCGUCCCGUGGAGGGGAGCCGCGCCAGCAGUACGACAGCCGAAACAAUCCUAGCCCUUCCUCUUACCACUCUCACUCAGGCAGCAUGGGCAGCAGAUAUCGCCAAUCUCCAACCGUAACCCCGACAAAAGUAAUUGCUAGUCAUUCAUAUUCGCCGCAGCAGUACUCUCGUCAUGGGUCCCCAAAUGACGUUCAAGUACAACGCGCCGUUUCGCCUCAACCACAGUUUAGACGGCAGGAACGGCCAUCUAGUGCGAGCGGAAUGGAACUUCAGCUGUCACAUAGUCAAGUUGACCCGUAUGGCGGCGGGCAUACCCAUGAUUAUGGAAACCACGCUACUCGGGGCAACUCACGGCCAAUGUCAAUGUACUAUGGCUCCGCACCGGACGUUAGCCAAGGCAGUCGUGCCAGAAGCAGGAGUGUCGCAACUACAGAUGGUAAUCAGCAGCUCAGUGUGGAUGUGCGUCCGGUGUUACAUUAUGCGCGUGCAAUGUACAGUUAUACCGCUGCUAUCCCUGAGGAGCUCGGCUUCACCAAGGGGGAUAUACUCGCGGUCCUCAGACACCAAGACGAUGGAUGGUGGGAAGCAGAAGUAACCGGGCCCCAGCGAACCCACCCUGGCCUAGUCCCGAGCAAUUAUCUCCAGCACUGCUAAAAUAAAUAAAUAAAUAACUAAUAAUUUUUUAAAACGAACCGCUCACCACGAUUUAAAUGUCAACGACGACGUACCCCUCACCGAUUGAUUUUGGUGCCCUCUUGCUAAUUCGAUCUACCAGCCCAACACACCUACGCCCGCGCAGACGCUUACACCCGGUUUCUUUGAUAGAUCUGGGCUGCGAUGGUUGUUGUAGAGCGUCAUUUUUCAAUUCAUAAAGAAUAUCCCUGUGAUAAUUCAUAAACCAGUGAUAUUUAUAAAUCCAAUUUGCGUUUUUUUUUUUCCUCUUGAAACUAUGCACACCUCCCUCAUUUCUUUUGUUUUAGCAAUGUGUUCCAGAAUGGCCUCUUUGAUCUUGUUGGUUGCUUUUCUUCUAUUUACCUUUUAUUUCGAUUUCGAUAUGUUUUGUUUUGAUUAUAUUUGAUUCAAGCAGGCCAAUGUGCUUUUGACUCUGACUUCGUUUCCCGUUACUCCCCUUGCUGACCAUGCACCCUUUUUUCCCCUUCAGCGUUAUUUAUAUAUCUUGGACGAGUAGCUUAAUUGAAAUCCGAAUGAAGCUUAUGACAUUUAAUUAUCAAGCCGUUAAUGUGAAGCUAGGGAAUAAUAUAUGAUCCACGUACGUAGAUUCUCACCAAAUAAAUGAAGUUGAUUGCUGCUGCUCCAUCGACAAGGAGGCUUGCAUCGGAAGUGGUAAGCAGUAAUGAGAAUCUAACAAAUAGAGCGCAUAUAAAUGAAGAAGCCAGCCAGAUAUGCAUGAAAGGAGC